Molecule: messenger RNA, 2314 nt
Organism: Erigeron canadensis
Lineage: Eukaryota; Viridiplantae; Streptophyta; Magnoliopsida; Asterales; Asteraceae
Product: adenylosuccinate lyase-like
Exons: 11
Coding region: 280-1896 (538 amino acids)
Biological process (GO): IMP biosynthetic process
Molecular function (GO): N6-(1,2-dicarboxyethyl)AMP AMP-lyase (fumarate-forming) activity
Source: RefSeq, a predicted model, not a curated record
GAAGCAAGCAAAACAUCAGUCAGGUAACGCCGUCGUUGCCGCCAGUGUCUUCUCCUCCGGCGAGCAUCUCCGUCCUCUCUAUCUACAAAAUAACAGCACCCAAAGCUUUCCCUUCAUCUCUUCUCCCUCCUUCGACACCACCAGCCCACUCUUUUCACCCCACUCUUAUACCUCCUCUUUACUGCCGAAGACACUAACUGCCGCCCCACCACCACCGUAGCAACCAUUUCUGUAAAGGUGCAAAAUUUACAUCCAGUGCUCUGUAGUGUAUACGCCUUUAUGGAAAUCGGGUCGUGUAUUAGAGUUCAGAAUGGCAGCUGUCUGACAUCAAACUUGACUCGUGCAAGUUGCCUCUUUGAACAAUCUGUUCCUACUCAAAACUGUGCUUCGAGUGCUUCGUCUCAUGUGUCCUUUUCUCGUAAAUGUUGCACUGUUAAAGCAACUUUGAAGGAAGCCAGUAGUAACAUCAAAACUGUCGGAAAGGCCAGAUUGAAAUCUUCUGAGAUGGAGCUCUCCAGUUUAACAGCCAUAAGUCCUUUGGAUGGACGUUAUCGGGAUAAGGUCAAGGAUUUAUCCCCGUAUUUGAGUGAAUAUGGCCUGAUCUACUAUCGAACCCUGGUUGAGAUCAAGUGGCUGCUAAAGCUUUCUCAAAUUCCUGAAGUAUCCGAGGUUCCCAGUUUCAGCACUGAAGCUCAAAUAAAAUUGCAAGGAUUGAUUGAUGGAUUUAGUGAAGCUGAUGCAAAACAAGUGAAGAGCAUCGAGAAAAUAACUAAUCACGAUGUGAAAGCAGUGGAGUAUUUUCUCAAAACAAAAUGUCAGGAAGAUCCCGAGAUAGCUAAGGUACUUGAAUUUUUUCAUUUUGGCUGUACCUCUGAAGACAUAAACAACCUUGCUCAUGGACUGAUGCUGAAAGGUGCAAUUACGUCGGUCAUUCUUCCGGUCAUGGAUGAUUUAAUUAAUGCAAUAUAUACUAUGGCCAAGGCUAAUGCAUACAUUCCUAUGCUUUCUCGGACUCAUGGACAGCCAGCUUCACCUACAACCUUGGGAAAGGAAAUGGUAAUAUUCGCUGAGAGGUUGAGCAGAGAGAGGCGAGAUAUUUCACAAGUAGAGAUAUUGGGGAAGUUUGCAGGCGCAGUUGGUAAUUAUAAUGCACAUGCUGUGGCAUAUCCCGAUGUUAAUUGGCCAUAUGUUGCAGAGCAAUUCGUAAACUCUCUUGGAUUGAGCUUUAAUCCACAUGUUACCCAGAUUGAAUCUCAUGACUACAUGGCUAAACUUUUCCAUUCAUUCAUCCGUUUCAAUAACAUUUUACUUGAUUUUGAUAAAGACAUAUGGGGCUAUAUCUCCGUGGGCUACUUUAAGCAGGUAACUAAGGCUGGUGAAAUUGGGUCAUCAACAAUGCCGCACAAAGUGAAUCCAAUUGACUUUGAAAAUAGUGAAGGCAAUCUUGGGAUAGCUAAUGCAUUGUUAGACCAUUUAAGCAUGAAGCUGCCUAUUUCACGUUGGCAGCGUGACUUGACUGAUUCUACGGUUCUGAGAAACUUUGGUUUGUGCCUGGGCCCUUCUCUUCUGGCUUACAAGAGUGCAUUGGUAGGAAUUGGGAAGCUUCAGGUCAAUGAAGCUGCCUUAAACAAAGACCUGGACAACUCGUGGGAGGUUCUUGCUGAACCAAUACAAACAGUGAUGAGAAGAUAUGGUGUUGAGGAACCUUACGAGAAACUGAAGGAACUUACCAGGGGAAGGACAGUUAACAAAGAUAGCAUUACUGAAUUCAUUAAUGGGUUAGACAUACCAGUGGAAGGGAAGACAGGACUCCUAAAGUUAACCCCCCACAACUAUGUUGGAGUUGCUGCUCAGCUGGUGGAGGAUGCUUGUAACAGGGUUAAUAGGUCCAUUUAAGGUCACAAGUAUUUCUAAAGUGGUACUCCACAUGAGAUGGUUCCAGUACCAAAUUUCUUCUCCUUUUAGGCACAUGUUAAGAUAUGUGCAUCUUUUUUGCUGCAAAGGCUGCUAUUAAUGAACUUUUGUCCUAUGUUUUCGAGUUAUAUUUGUGAAGAAAGGAGAAGGUGUUUUCGAGUUAUAUUUGUGAAGAAAGAAGAGAAGAGAAGAGAAGAGAAGAGAAGAGAAAUGAAUAGAAGAGAAGGAAUGUAUUUUCUUUCCUUUCAAAUCAUCCUAAAAGUGAGGAAAUGUUUUUAAACAAAAUCAACUAUAUCAUCCUUCUAUUUCUUUUUAUAUUGGAUCGGAUUGUAUGUCUUAUGUAUUUGCUAGUUUCCUGCCAGCAUCUUCCUUAUAUUUAUCUAUACUAUAUUAUAAAGCA